This is a messenger RNA of Coregonus clupeaformis (lake whitefish), 4810 nucleotides long. Its product is annotated as G1/S-specific cyclin-D2. The transcript has 5 exons. The coding region runs from base 576 to 1481 and encodes 301 amino acids. Gene Ontology annotation, biological process: positive regulation of G1/S transition of mitotic cell cycle; mitotic cell cycle phase transition; regulation of cyclin-dependent protein serine/threonine kinase activity. NCBI's taxonomy places the organism in Eukaryota, Metazoa, Chordata, Actinopteri, Salmoniformes, Salmonidae. The record is from RefSeq and is a predicted model, not a curated record. Gene Ontology annotation, molecular function: cyclin-dependent protein serine/threonine kinase regulator activity. Gene Ontology annotation, cellular component: nucleus; cytoplasm; cyclin-dependent protein kinase holoenzyme complex.
CUAGUUAUAAUCUUAUAAUAACACGGUUAUUUGAAAUUCGUUAGCCGUAGUAGAAGCAGUAGCCUGGUUAAAGAUGACAAACAAAGAUGUAAGAGAUACAGAAACCUCACAAUGCUAGUGUGAUCGAUUAGGUUCAUGUCUGACAUUUCUAUAUUUUCGAUUUCACUGCAUCAGCGCAUGUGUGAGGCCGGAGUUGGGGUGGGGAGAGGGACAAGUUAAACGAGUGAGGUGGCAUUCAUCCGGUUCCUGCUUCUAGCAACACAGCAAGAGAUAGAGCAAAAGCUUGUUGUACAAUCUAUCACUAUAGCCUAGCCAAUUGUUGUGCAGAAUGAGAUAUGCUUGCGUCAUAGCCUAUAGCCUACCCUGCGUUUAUUCAGACUUCAAUAAGAAGAAAGUAGCCUAAAGGUCAGAGCUGAGAGGAAACAGAGGCUAUCGAGAGGCAGGACUACGCUGGAAUAAACCCUGCAGUCUCACCCAUGCUUCCUCCCGAAUAGCCUACUUCUCCAGCAGUUUUACACUGUCCCCACUACUGUUUUGACGUUAUAAUUUUUUUCUGCAAAGGAAAGAACCGAACCAUGGAACUUCUUUGCUUCGAGGACAAAGUCGUGAGAGCCCAAAUUGACCCCAACAUUCUCUAUGACGACAGAGUAUUGCAAAGUCUGCUAACCAUUGAAGACAGGUUUCUACCGCAAUGUUCGUAUUUUAAAUGUGUCCAGAAGGACAUUCAGCCACAAAUGAGGCGAAUGGUUGCAGGAUGGAUGCACGAGGUUUGUGAAGAGGAGAAGACUGAGGAAGACGUUUUCCCCUUGGCUAUUAAUUAUUUGGACAGAUUUUUAGCGGUGGUGCCCACUAGAAAGUCUUAUUUGCAACUUCUAGGAGCUGUAUGCAUGUUCCUUGCAACAAAGUUAAAGGAGAGUCGUCCAUUAACUGCAGAAAAGCUGUGCAUGUACACAGACAACUCCAUCACACCAAGGGAGCUGCUGGAGUGGGAGUUGGUGGUCCUAGGGAAGUUGAAGUGGAACAUGGCGGCAGUCAUCCCAAACGACUUUGUGGAUCACAUCAUAGGCAGACUGCCCCUGCCCAAAGAGAAGCUAUCUGUGGUCCGCAAGCACACACAGACAUUCAUCGCCCUGUGUGCCACAGAUUUCAGCUUCGCCAUGAACCCCCCCUCCAUGAUCGCUUCGGGCAGCGUGGGGGCGGCAGUCUGCGGCCUGCAGCUGGACAAAUCAGACCAGGCCCUGAGUCGAGACCGUUUGACUGACCUGCUGGCUAAGAUCACCAACACAGAGGUGGACUGUCUGAAGGGGUGUCAGGAGCAGAUAGAGCGGGUGUUGGCCAGUAGCCUGCAGCAGGAGCAACAGCAGCAGAGGCAGGAGGCCCAAGGCAGGCCGGGCAGCAAGACCAUAGAGCAGCAAGACCAGUCCAGAACCCCAACAGACGUAUCCAGCACCCCAACAGACGUACGCGACGUCAACCUAUGAGCUUCCCACCACCACCACCAUCUACAAGAGUGACGUCCACCAGCGAGCUCCCAGCAAUCACGUCACUCUGUCAAUCUAUGGGAUCCAACAACAUUCGCAACGUCAAGCAAUGAGCUGCCAGCACAUACGCCAAGUCAACCAAUGAACUCCCACCACUAAAUGCCACACCAAUCUAUGAGUUCCCACCCUUGUGUGUUAAGUCAACCUGUGAGGUCUCACAAAGUUUGGGAUGACAGUCUAUGAGCUGCCAACAGCAUCAUGCUGGAAUUAUCAACUGAUGAGAACUUUUAUAAACAAGAUAGAGAAUAGGUUAAAGAAAAUUGGGUGGCUCCCAUCUAUAUUUAGCUGGUCACAAAUUAACAUAUGUGCCAUAUUAAAUUAAACAAGCUAUUUUAGACACAAAAUCUAUUUGAAAACUUGAUAGUGCCUUAGGUUUGCAGAAAGGAAACCUGAAUAGAUUUGCAUACUUGAAUUAUAAAAAUAUAGAAAUAUUAGUUUUUUACUUGAUAAAAAUGCAAAAUAUAAUUUUUCACUCGAAAAAAGCUAGCAAAAACAUUUAGUUAUUAUUCAUAUUAUUGUAUUAUAAUUAUUGUUAUUAUAAAUAUUGUUAUCAUUAUUUCAAUAUAAUUUAGUUUUAUGAUUAUUAUUAUAAUAAUUGUUAAUCAUUAUUAAGCAUUUAUCCAUUUCACAGUGAGUGGGCGUUUCCCUCAGUUUCAAAUACAGGAAGCCCCUGUAGUACUGUGUGCAUUACAUUACAGUAAGUGCUGGUUUGGUUCUGCACAGUGUUCAUACACCUUUAUUUAGGAGAAGCUAAUGUACAGGAGGAGGAGAGCUGCAUCUCCUGCCUGCUAAACUGUGCAUCUGUAGCACUGCUUCCUAUUUAUGCUCUUAUAUGCUGGCCAGGAGAGGGCUGGGCCCACUCACACAGAACACACAGAGAGAGAGUGAGAGAGGGGGUAGAGACACACUGAGGAGACCUGAGGGUGUGUAGAUACUGCCCCCUAAGGGUGAGAGUGAGGACAGAACAACUAUCAGCUGUUAAGGUCUUGAUUUCAUUGCCAAGUUAAUACCAAGCCAAUAUUUACUUUUCGAAAUGAACAAGGCUAUUUUUGUUGUUAUAUGUUAUUGGAUUGUGUGCUCUGAGAAACUCCUGCACAUUAUACAAAAUUUAUUGAGGAUCAUAUAUACCUUUUAUACCAGGGAGCACUGUUUAAGUCUGUCAGUAAAGUUGGCGUGAAAGCAUGUUUUUGUUCUGGAUCAGCCAAAGCCAAUACUAAGGAAAGGAAGACGGCAUGAUGGAGGGAUGGUCUUAGUCUGGAGAUGAGAAUGAAACAACAGUUGUUUGUUUGUGUCAGAUGGAUUGUUAAAAAAGUUUUGUAGAGUUGGAGUGUAUGGAAAAUUUAGAGCAGUGAAAGUUUGGCAAAGGUGGAGUAGCCUAUUGGAGAGUGAGAGGAGAUGGCAAAAAAAUGAGGUUUUGAGAGUGGAACUAGAGACGGCACGAUUGGUGCCAUGAAAUGAAGGACUGCAGACAGUUGAAAUGAGGGGGAAAUGGAUGAAGACAUGGUAGGAAGCUCUCGAGUGGCACACCGGAACAAGCCUGUUCUUGAUUGGAAGGGCUGCAGACGGUUAUCAUUCUGAUAGGUCAAGAGUUGAUCACGAGGGAGCAGUUUGGUGUGCUGGAAUGUUUCCUGUAAGGGCCAUACUGUUGUUAAAUCCAACUAGAUAUUUAAGUCAUGAUCAAAGACUUGGAUCAACCUAAAUGCACUUUUAAAAACAUGUUCCAUAAAAGCUUAAGGGUAUGGUGAUCAAACGGGGUAGAUGGGUUUUCUAAUGUUUUAUUUUUUUAUUAUGAUUUUUUUUCUUUAAGUUAUUUGAUAUUCUCUGGGCUGGAUUCCCACUUAGGGUGAUGCACAAUGACUAGAAAGCAUUUCCUGACCAAUUAGUAGGAGAAGGGUUUACCAACGUGGAACCAAAUCAAUUGCAAUGCAAACCUAGGAAUGCUUUAAAACAAAUCACAUCUAGACUUGAUUCUUUGAUUACAUCCAUUUAACUUGAAUUUUAUUUUUGCCUGGUUCAUAUCCAAAUCAAUAUGAUGGUCCUAAGAAAGGAUUACACAUCAUAAUGUUUUUUUCUGGUUCAUUGUUUUUUUGCAGUUUGUUUUGCUCCACAGUUCAGCUUGUUUGUCAGAAGAAAAAAAAUGUUUCCUUAUGGGGUGAUACUAUGUAAAAAAAUUACUUAAAAAACAUACAAUCUUUAAACCUAUAGGCAGAAAACUUUGCUCUUUACUUUUGGCAUGCAUUUUCAACAAUGCAGAAAGAACUUAGAACCUAUUUGCUUGUUUUUCUCAUGAAACACAAUUUUCUAAAAACUGAGAAAAUAUAUGAGUAAGCCUUUAAUGUUUUGUUUAUGUUAAUUACUUACAUUAAUUACUUCAAUUAAUUUCUAAGUGAUGAAAGCCAAAAUAGAUCUGUUUAUGUUUGAUAUCUUUUUCUUGCUGCUAUUAAGCGUUUUGUUUUUCAAUCUUAUAAUUGUGAUAUUCACUUGAGUGUGCUGCUAAAUUAUGAAUUUUAAAGUAUCCUAUUGUUUCCUUGCUUUUUCCUUGUUGUAUGUAAACUGUAGAGAGUGGUAAAGUAAGAAAGUGGGACAUGUCUUGGACUGGAAGUACCAUCUGCAGUUUUCUCAAAUAGCAUGUUUUACUCUCUUCUUUCCAUUUAUCUGGUGUUCUGUCGUUUCCUUGCUACAUUCUCCCCUUGAAAUGUUGUUGUAACUCAGGUUCAUUGGACAAUACCUCACAACUCAGCAGUUUUUUCAGGGAGUUAGAGGAAUCAAAUCUGACUCUGAUGCAUUUUGAUAGGUUAUAGAUUAUUUUCCUGGAUGAGAGGCAGGAGAUCCACGUGGCACCUCCUCUCUUUAUACAACAGAAAUUCCUUCUCAUCUGUCAGAUUACACUGAUCUGUCGUUGGCCAAGUAGAGGACCAUAUACCAGUUAUUUCAUAUCAUACCUGGUGCUAAAUAAAAGACGGCUAUAUAAAAUGUAUUUGGAAGAUUAAAAAACAAUAUAUUUGUAUAUAAUUUUUCCUACUUAUGAGUUACAACUUAAUUGGCACAUUUAGGAUCAGUGUAUUGGAUUAAGUGGAAUUAAUUUUGUGAGGUACCCAUUUAGUCAGAGUUUUUUUUUAAUCAUCAAAAAAUAAUGUUUGUGUUUAAUCCUUCAGUGUGGAAAUCUGUGGGUUUCCAGUUUGUUUUGACCCCCACCACUGUCAACCACAUGUACCUCAGAAGUGUCUGAUCUACAACUUCUGUUCAAUAAAUUUGACCCCAAAAAAAGA